AUGGGCAAUGGUUCGAACGGCCAGGAAGAUGGGUUGAUAAUCGUUAUGGCUGUUCGUUCUGUGCUUGGAAAGCUGGGUAGGAGUAGAUUUAUUCCCAACAAUGGAAGACUUAUCAUGGUUGGGAGUUCUCCUACUGUUUGUUCCUCUCCUCAUCACCCUUUUGAUUAUUAUGGGGUCGUCCAUGAUCAAAACAAAGCGGAUAAAAAAAGCAACCCUUUUCUUCUUGGAUCGCUUAUGAAAGAGCCAGUUUAUUGUCAUUUGGAUUUUGGAGGACAAGGACCUGUUCGUUUCGCCAUUGAAGAGUUGAGGAAGAAAAGGAAUAUCCAACUGCAGUCUGUGAGAGUGCUGAGGGUGUUAGCAUGGAAAGAUGUUGGCUUGCCACGAUAUGAUUCUGACUAUGAUCUACUGCUGGAGGCAGUUGAUGCCGAUGUGAUGAGAUAUUUCGAAGUAACAGUGUCAGUUAAUUCCAGGGAUGGCUUGUGGUUGGAAGACUUUUGUCUUCUCGUUGAUAAUAAAAAACCUAUAAGAUUAUAUCAUCACCUAGACAACUUUUUUGAUGCAAAUGCUAAGGCUCGAGAGCAGUUAUCAUUUGGUAUGCGAAAAGGAAACCUCUCUCUGCUGCCUCCUUCAGCCCUCCCUCAUCUCUCAUACACAAACCCGGGACACAAAGAGGAAACCACCACUCCAAAACGCAGGUAUUCAUAUCAGUUAUGUUUGUUGUCGUCUUAUUUUUGGGUUUCCACAGUUCAGAGGGUCGAACGAAUGCAUGUGAAGCGGCGAAACACUUCGGUCCAGCUCCCGGUGUACCUCAAAAGUACACCAAACCUUAUGUCCGGUCAAAGAGAAGGAAGUUUGAGAAGGCUAGAGGAAAGAGGAACAAUGAGGGCUUUAGAGGUGUCUGGUAUCAUGUUUAUUUAUCUGUCUAGUAAAUGUGUUGAUGAAGGCAUUGCUGUUUCAACAAGAGAGAAGCUCACUACCAUCAAUCUCGAAAACUAUCCAUGUGUAUGGUUUUCUGCAACCUGA
This is a messenger RNA of Prunus armeniaca (apricot), 1023 nucleotides long. Lineage: Eukaryota; Viridiplantae; Streptophyta; Magnoliopsida; Rosales; Rosaceae. The record is from the annotation of a GenBank genome assembly.